AUGUUUUCUGAUUUAAUUGAUGAUGAUCUACUAACAGAAUCUUUAGUAUUACCAUCGUCAACAUUAAUAAAACCUAUGGUUAAUAUUAAUACUAGUGGCAAUAAUAAUAGUUCAGUUCUAUUAAUGCAACCUAAACUUGAACCACAAUCAAUUGUAUUUGAUCAACAGCAACAACAACAACAACAACCACCAUCACAAACAAAAAUGGUACCUAUUGCACCACGUUGUGAUUCAAAUCAAACAAAUACAACGAAUAUAAAUACAUAUACAUGCUCAAGUUGUUCACAACCAAUACAUGAACGUUAUUUUCUUCAUACACAUGAUCGUUUUUCUCGUGGAAAUUAUUGGCAUAUGCAAUGUUUGCGUUGUCAAUGUUGUGAUGUACUUUUAGCUGAUAUAGCUUCGACAUUUUAUACAAAAGAUAAUGCACUUCUUUGUAAAUCUGAUUAUAUAAAAAGAUAUGGUAGUCGUCCAUGUUCAUCAUGUAAUAAAGUGAUUGGAACAACUGAACAAGUAAUGCGUAUUAGUCCAAAUCAUGUUUAUCAUAUAAAUUGUUUUACUUGUGUUAAAUGUCAUAUACCUUUAGUUAAAGGUGAUCGUUAUGUUCUUUUUAAUGGACAACCAUUUUGUGAAAAAGAUAAUCCACUUAAAUCGACAACAAAUAUUAAUAAUACUCCAACAACUAAACGUGGUGGUACAACAAGUAAACGUGGUGCAAAAGCAGGACGUGCUACAGCUGCAACAGUAUCAACAGCAGCAGUACAACAAACAUUUGUAACACCACCACAAUAUCAUCAUACUGGACAUAUAUCACUUUUAAAUAAUCCUCAUACUUCAAGUACAAUUACACAUUCAUUGCUUAGUAAUAAUAAUAUUCUCAAUAGCAAUGGUUUUUCAUCAACUACAAUAUCAAAUAGUGAUGAUUUGUAUUAA
Messenger RNA from Rotaria sp. Silwood1, 933 nucleotides. The record is from the annotation of a GenBank genome assembly. Lineage: Eukaryota; Metazoa; Rotifera; Eurotatoria; Philodinida; Philodinidae.